ACGGACCACAACCUGGACAACACGACGGCGAUGCUGCAGGAGUGGCUGGGGGCGGUGGGGAAGGACUAUCACUCGGUGGCCUGGAAGGUGCAGGAGGAGCCCAGCUCCUACCCUGAUGAGCUGGGGCCCAAGCACUGGAGCGACAAACGCUACGAAAACCUGAUGAAGUUGAAGCAGGAGGCUCUCACCUACGCCCGGGAGCAGCAGGCAGACUACAUCUUGUUCGUGGACACCGACAGCAUCCUGACCAACAACCAGACCCUCAAGUUUCUGAUGGCGCAGAACAAGUCGGUGGUGGCCCCCAUGCUGGACUCGCAGACCUUCUACUCCAACUUCUGGUGUGGCAUCACGCCCCAGGGCUACUACCGCCGGACAGCCGACUACUUCCCCACCAAGAACCGGCAGCAGGUGGGCUGCUUCCCCGUCCCCAUGGUCUACGCCACCUUCCUCAUCGACCUGAGGAAGGAGGAGACCUCACAGCUGGCUUUCUACCCACCCCAUCCCAACUACACCUGGGCCUUUGAUGAUAUCAUUGUCUUCGCCUACUCCUGCCUGGCAGCUGGUGUGGAGGUCCAGGUGUGCAACCAGCAGCGCUUUGGCUACAUCAAUGUCCCCGUGAAAGCCCACCAGACACUGGAGGAUGAACAUGCCAACUUCGUGCAUCUCACGCUGGAGGCCAUGGUGGAUGGUCCCCCCAUGCAGCGCUCCAGGCACAUUUCCCUCCUCCCCAGGCCACUCACAAAAAUGGGCUUUGAUGAAAUCUUCCUCAUCAACCUGGUGCGGAGGCCGGACCGGCGCCAGCGGAUGCUGGCAUCCCUGCAGGAGCUGGAGAUCACCCCCCAGGUGGUGGACGCUGUGGAUGGGAGCGCCCUCAACAGCAGCGACAUCAAGGUGCUGGGGGUGGACCUGCUCCCCGGGUACUAUGACCCCUUCUCUGGCCGCACGCUCACCAAGGGUGAGGUUGGCUGCUUCCUCAGCCACUACAACAUCUGGAAGGAGAUCGUGUCCCGGGGGCUGGAGAGGUCGGUGGUCUUCGAGGACGACGUGCGCUUCGAUGAGGAUUACAAGCAGCACUUCACCCCCCGGGACCUGCUGGUGUUUUCAGCUCGUCCCCUCCUGGUUUAUCCCACCCACUACGCCGGGGACAGCAACUGGCUGAGUGACACCGAGACCUCCACCAUCUGGGAUGACGAUGCCAAGAAGACGGACUGGGCUGGCUCACAGAAGAGCCUGAGGGACUCGCAGAGCAGCACCAGCCACCUCCGUUCUGCUGCCCGUGAUGAGCUCUGA
Messenger RNA from Chaetura pelagica (chimney swift), 1290 nucleotides. It is a transcript of the gene CERCAM, whose product is annotated as cerebral endothelial cell adhesion molecule. NCBI's taxonomy places the organism in Eukaryota, Metazoa, Chordata, Aves, Apodiformes, Apodidae. Bases 31 to 1290 code for a protein of 419 amino acids. The transcript has 10 exons. The record is from RefSeq and is a predicted model, not a curated record.